CAUAAGGAAAAUAAAGGUCCCUUCCUCACUUCCUCUUCGAUUAAUCUCUAUCCCCAAAAUUCUUCAUUACUUUGUCUCUCCAAGAAAUUAGAAAGAGCUAAACCUUUUUAAUUAUCUUCACAAAAGUUGCAGCUACUAAAUGCUCCUCCCUUUUAUUUUCCAGCCUCUAAAUUUAUUCAUCACUUUUACACGCUAAUAUAUAGUAGUGCAGACAAGAACUUUUACUUUUUCAUUUCUUAUUUUAUAAAGACAUUUUCUAAUGAAGAAAAUCCCACAGAAAUCUAAGGGGUACAAACAUCAUUGUUGGGUUAUAAUCAAGGCAAGUGAUCGUGCAUUUCUGUUAUGGAUUGUCAUGAGUCACAAUUGAACUACGAGGAAAAAGGAUUAAAGGUGGCAAAAUGGCUAAUUUCUUUUCACUAGACGGAAGAGGAAGUAGCAGCCAAGAUCAACAGCAAGAAAUUAGCAGCAGUCACCACCGUACCGUUAACCCAGUACCCACAGAAAUCAGUGCAGAGAGUUGGUUCUUGUACAGAAAUGAUCAUAAUCAAGAAAUGCCCACUUACAAAGGCUUCGAGCUAUGGCAAAGUACAACUCCUCAGCAUCAACCCGAACAACAACAACAACAACAGUUUCGUCACCCAAUUUAUCCUUUGCAAGAUCUUUAUUCCACUGCUGUUGGAUUAGGUGUAGGGCCCAACCAAAGUGGCUUUGACAUAUUUGCAGGUGAUCAUGAGGCAUCAAGAUCGGGGUUUGUGAUGAUGAGGAGUGGAGGAGGUGGAAUUAGCUGCCAAGAUUGUGGGAACCAAGCUAAGAAAGAUUGUCAACACAUGAGAUGUAGGACUUGCUGCAAGAGUAGAGGGUUACAGUGCCAAACUCAUGUCAAAAGCACUUGGGUUCCAGCCGCUAAACGCAGAGAAAGGCAACAACAACUUUCUGCUUUGCAGCAACAGGAACGACAUGAUCAGUUGCACUUAGAUCAUAAUAAUAAUUAUAAACCUAAAAGGAAAAGAGAGGAUCCAAGUGCUUCCGCUCUUGUUUGUGCUCCUUUACCUUCAAAUACUAAUGGGUUAGAAGUGGGAAAAUUUCCAGCAAAAGUAAGUUCAGCUGCCCUAUUUCAGUGCAUCCAAAUGAGCUCAAUUGAGGACGCUGAGGAUCAGUUAGCAUAUCAGGCCGCUGUGAAUAUUGGGGGCCACGUGUUCAAAGGAAUUCUAUAUGAUCAAGGUCCUGAAAGUCAGUAUAAUAAUAUGGCUGCAGCCGGUGAUACUUCUUCUGGUGGUGGAAGUGGUAGUGCUGGCAUUCCACACCACCAUAACUCCGCUGCCACAGCCAUCGCAAGCGGCGGUGCUGCAGCGGCAGCGGAAGCCUCAAAUUUUCUUGACCCUUCUUUAUUUCCAGCUUCCCUUAGUACUUUCAUGUCAACUGGUACGCAGUUCUUUCCACCUCCAAGAUCUCCUAGAUAAAAGAAAAAAAUCUCAUGACCGAAUUGACAUUGACUUUUUUACUGUAUUAAUGUGACACAGCUAUGCUAGUUUGUAGUUAGAGACGACUCCAGAAUUUGAAUGUUAUGGGUUCGUGUUCAUAUUCAUCACAAACCAUUUGAUUUAAUGGGUUCAAAUUCUAUUA
Messenger RNA from Nicotiana tabacum (common tobacco), 1623 nucleotides. RefSeq names its product protein EXPRESSION OF TERPENOIDS 1. Gene Ontology annotation, molecular function: DNA-binding transcription factor activity; DNA binding. Gene Ontology annotation, cellular component: nucleus. NCBI's taxonomy places the organism in Eukaryota, Viridiplantae, Streptophyta, Magnoliopsida, Solanales, Solanaceae. The record is from RefSeq and is a predicted model, not a curated record. Gene Ontology annotation, biological process: positive regulation of DNA-templated transcription.